Molecule: messenger RNA, 588 nt
Organism: Anopheles arabiensis
Lineage: Eukaryota; Metazoa; Arthropoda; Insecta; Diptera; Culicidae
Gene: mRpL14
Product: 39S ribosomal protein L14, mitochondrial
Exons: 1
Coding region: 103-558 (151 amino acids)
Biological process (GO): translation
Cellular component (GO): ribosome; mitochondrion
Molecular function (GO): structural constituent of ribosome
Source: RefSeq, a predicted model, not a curated record
UCAAAGCUAAACAAAGUUUCGCCUUUCCCCGCCUGUCCCAGUGGCCGCGGUUACGCAAAAACGUUUCCAAAACUCCGGGCGCAAACGUUUUCGGGCGAGAAAAUGUUGCGAAAAUCGUUGGCCGCGCUGGUUCCGUUAGCGGGCACUUCCCGCCCCCUGCACACAACGGCCGUGUGCAGCGAAAUUCGCAAAAUGGCUCGGCUGCGCGUGGUAGACAACAGCGAGAUCGGCAAGCGAGCCAUGGCGGAGGGCAAACCGCCCAAGUGCAUUCACGUGUACAACAAGCAGAGCGUGGGCAUGAUCGGCGACAAGGUGCUAGUAGCGAUCAAGGGGCAGAAGAAGAAGGGCAUCCUGGUCGGGUGCAAGCAGUUCCAGAAGCCCAAGAUACCCAAGUUCGACAGCAACAAUCUGGUGCUGAUCGACGACAACGGGACACCGCUCGGCACGCGCAUUCACGUGCCCAUUCCGACCAUCCUGCGCACGAUACUGAAGGAGAAAACGCAGGCAAAGGGGGCGGACUACACGAAGCUGCUCGGUAUAGCUAGUAGAUUUGUUUAAUAAAUCAAAAAGUUUGUUGGUUUUACAGGA